CAUGGUUUACAUUGCAAGCACGUGACCCCAGCUUUAUUAUUAAGCUAGUUCAACAGUUCGCUUCGCCUCAUCACACCAAAGCCACCACAACCAGCAACUCUUCAAAUAGCAACCUGAUCCCCAGCUGAAGAUGCACCAACCCAUAUUUUGUCGUUGACGCUUACUGGGACUGAUCCUUUAUUUCAGCCACGAUACCAGAAAUCGACCUGACCGCUAACGGAGAAUCACGACCGGAGGCAGGACAAGAUGACCGUGCCUCAGCCGGCGGAUGCCUCGAUUGAGGGGCUUGCCGAAAGUGCGUCAUUGGGUGCUGUGAACUGCCUGGGAGUAAUCGAACUAGCACCAAGUAUCAAACCAGGUUGCGGUGGGAUUUUCUCUCCGUCUGCAUUAAAGCCAAUCGCUGACGUUGUCGUUGAAGACUUGCAGCAGAAAUGGUAUCCUGCGCUGGAAGCCACGCAAAGCAGCAUCCAUGACAGUGCAUCAAACGAGUUCGCAGCAUUUGAUUUCUCGCAAGGUAUGGACAAUUCAAGGAUGCUAUUGAAUAAACGUCAACCUUACCUUUACCAAGAUCUUCAGCUUUCAGAAUAUGGGAUUUUCAACGCAACAUGUGAUCCGCCUAUGUCUUUUCGGGAUCGGCAUCGGUUCUUGUAUGGAAUUUUCAAUUCCUACCCGGACUCGGACUUGAUAACAGCCAAGGAGAUUGGCAAUGUUGCUCGUAAAGUGGGUCUUUUGAGGGAAGAGGUUCUGUCAUGGUUUGAGGAUGAGAAAUCGAGAAGGACGGAGCUUCUUGCAAAGCCUCAGCACAGAGAACAGAGGUUGGGCCAAUUCCCGCCGUCCCCCGAGACCAUAAGAGCCACUAGCGAAAACAGUUCUUCUUCUUCAACAUACAAUGCUGCCUCUCCUGGCGCACAAUCGCAAUCACUGGACAUAUUUUUACUCUCUCCAGUAGUUAACGACCAAAAGAGACUGGCCCCUCCUGCUCCAAAGCGUGGGAGACCAGCCAAGGGGCACGUCGAGACUGAAUCUGAUCUUUCCUUGCCAGAUGCAAAACGCAGGAAAAUCUCGAUAAAGUACCCGUGUCCUGAUUGUAGGAAUAUUGAUGCUCUAGAACGCUGGGCUGAACCCAUCGACCGAAAGGAUUUCCCGGAAAACGUUUGGGAAUGCCCUAAAACCAACCCACGAACUGGGAAACCAUGUUCAUCAAAUCGCAGGCCGUUUUAUCGGCAUGACAACUUUGCAACACACUUGAGAGGCGAGCACAACUGCCCUGAUUCAGAGGUUGUUGAGUUGAAGCGAACUUGCAAGUUCGAAGUAACAGACUUCUUCCAUAAGAUCUGUGGGUUUUGUGAAAAGAAAUUGGAAACUCGAGAUGAAUAUAUUGAGCAUGUCAAAGGCCAUUUCAUGGUACUAUCUCGAAGACCCGAUCCACCAGCUGAUUUCGGUCUUUCCCUUUGGAAAGAAAAAUGCGGCUUUGACCGCAAACUCCAACUCGGCAUCCACUACCGAAGAAGCCCAGUUUCAAAUUCAGGCCCUCGGAAUGAGGGUCACGAUCAUGAUGAGGAUGAGAAUGAAGGCUCCGGUGAUGGCACUUCAGACAAUCCUGGCCCAGGUAGUUCAGACUUCCGACCGAAUAAUAACCACGACAACGAAGAUAGAGAAGACAGUUCGGAAACCCAAGGCCACCAUAGCUCGGACUUUCAAUUCAAUAACAACAGCCAUGAGCUACCGAAUUUUUUGUCACACCAGCCUGUACCAAGUCUGUACACCCAGGGCAGACCGCCGGGAUCCCCUGAGUCGCACGGAUCACAAUAUCCAUAUCAUACUUCGCGACGACAAUCUACGGACUCUUGCAGCUACCACGACAACUUCAACAGUGACCAACCUAAAGAGAAAGGGCGUUGCACAUAUCCGGACUGUGGCAAGCUGUUCAAAGAUCUCAAAGCCCAUAUGCUGACUCAUCAACACGAACGACCCGAAAAAUGCCCGAUUCAAACCUGCGAUUAUCACACCAAAGGAUUUGCUAGGAAGUACGACAAGAAUCGUCAUACUUUGGGUCACUUUAAAGGUAGAAUGGUCUGUGGCUUUUGUCCUGGUAGCGGUUCUCUCACAGAAAAGUCAUUUAGUCGUACAGACUUCUUCAAACGCCACCUCACCAUUGUUCAUGCAGUAGAACAAACGCCCCCGAAUAGCCGGAUGAAGAUUUCAAGUAGCAAGAGGCUUUCAGACUAUGGACCUCAUGCUACGGGCAAGUGUUCAACUUGCCAAAUGACAUUCAAUAACGCCCAAGAUUUCUAUGAGCAUCUCGAUGACUGUAUUCUUCGGGCGGUUCAAGAAGGAGUCUAA
Molecule: messenger RNA, 2343 nt
Organism: Hyaloscypha bicolor E
Lineage: Eukaryota; Fungi; Ascomycota; Leotiomycetes; Helotiales; Hyaloscyphaceae
Exons: 1
Coding region: 247-2343 (698 amino acids)
Source: RefSeq, a predicted model, not a curated record